Messenger RNA from Abrus precatorius (Indian licorice), 564 nucleotides. RefSeq names its product TIR domain-containing protein-like. Gene Ontology annotation, biological process: signal transduction. The record is from RefSeq and is a predicted model, not a curated record. Lineage: Eukaryota; Viridiplantae; Streptophyta; Magnoliopsida; Fabales; Fabaceae.
AUGACCAUGUCAGCGGAGCCAUGCAGCGUUUGCCAGCAAAAUUGUGCCGCAAAAUCGCGCGCCCAGCAUGACGUUUUCAUAAAUCAUCGUGGGAUUGACACAAAGAGAAGCGUUGCGGGGUUGUUGGACGAUAGACUUACGAGGAUGAGAAUAAGGUGUUUCUUGGACAGCAAGAACAUGAAACCUGGUGAUAGGCUUUUUGAUCAUAUUGAUAGGGCCAUUCUCGGUUGCAAGGUUGGUGUUGCUGUGUUCUCUCCGCGUUAUUGUGACUCUUAUUUCUGUCUUCACGAGCUCGCUCUUCUCAUGGAGUCCAAGAAGAGGGUUGUCCCUAUCUUCUACGACGUGAAACCUUCGCAGCUUCGGGUCAAGGACAAUGGAACAUGCCCCCCUCAGCAGCUUCAAAGGUUUAGUUUAGCACUUGAGGAAGCUAAACUCACUGUGGGAUUAACCUUCGACUCUUUGAAUGGGGACUGGUCGGAGCUGCUGAGAAAUGCUUCGGAUGCGGUGAUUGUGAACUUGCUGGAGGUGGAGGAAGAAGAGAAGCACAUGAGAAAGCAACGUUGA